Plasmodium fragile is the source of this 186-nucleotide messenger RNA. RefSeq lists its product as uncharacterized. NCBI's taxonomy places the organism in Eukaryota, Apicomplexa, Aconoidasida, Haemosporida, Plasmodiidae. The coding region runs from base 1 to 186 and encodes 61 amino acids. The record is from RefSeq and is a predicted model, not a curated record. The transcript has a single exon.
AUGGGAAAGAAAAAAAAUAGGUUAAUGGACAAAUGGACAGUGAACAAAAGUAUGGGUAAGGACCCCACCCAGCCUGAGGGAUACAACACCGUGCACAAUUUAACGCCUUCCAACUUGGUAUGCAAACUUGUAUUCAUGGCUAAUUUUCGAGGGGUGGUGCCGCCCACUGAGGAUGAAGCUAUGUAA